This is a messenger RNA of Eimeria maxima, 444 nucleotides long. RefSeq lists its product as hypothetical. The record is from RefSeq and is a predicted model, not a curated record. NCBI's taxonomy places the organism in Eukaryota, Apicomplexa, Conoidasida, Eucoccidiorida, Eimeriidae. Bases 1 to 444 code for a protein of 147 amino acids. The transcript has 2 exons.
AUGCUUCAGGGGUGGAUGGGAGAGUUGGGAGAAGACGGACUCUUUAGAAACAAAGUCUGGACAAAGGACAGUGAGACUGCUGCACCGGCAGCAGCAGCAGCAGCACCGAAUCCAGGUGGAGGCGCGUCAACGGCGCAGCAAAAUGCUGCUGUUGCUGCCUUAAGCUUCACGCUUCCGUCGACCCCGCCGUCGCUGAAGAGGAGACAGGCAGCACCGGAGCAGCAGGAAAUGGCGGCUUUGACCCUACCACCUGCAGCAGGGGAUACAGCUGCUGCUACACCAGCUACAGGGGGUCCUGAUGCUGCUGCGGCGGCACCACCAGCUGCUGUUACUGCCGCCGCUGCUGGUGCUCCCGUGGACGGGGCGGAUGGAGGAGACAUUGAACUCGAUGGAGACGCACCGGAGGCAGCGGCUAUGGCAGAGGAUGUUGCGGCCUCAGCCUAA